This is a messenger RNA of Aspergillus puulaauensis, 1617 nucleotides long. It is a transcript of the gene CCT3, whose product is annotated as chaperonin-containing T-complex subunit CCT3. Gene Ontology annotation, molecular function: ATP-dependent protein folding chaperone; ATP binding; ATP hydrolysis activity. The transcript is spliced from 6 exons. NCBI's taxonomy places the organism in Eukaryota, Fungi, Ascomycota, Eurotiomycetes, Eurotiales, Aspergillaceae. Bases 1 to 1617 code for a protein of 538 amino acids. Gene Ontology annotation, cellular component: chaperonin-containing T-complex. Gene Ontology annotation, biological process: protein folding. The record is from RefSeq and is a predicted model, not a curated record.
AUGCAGGCUCCGGUGGUGGUGAUGAACACCAACUCUGGUGAGAGACAGGUCGGUCGCAGAGCCCAGUUGUCAAAUAUUACUGCUGCAAAGACGGUUGCGGAUAUUAUUCGAUCAUGUCUGGGACCCAAGGCUAUGUUGAAGAUGCUUCUCGAUCCCAUGGGAGGAAUUGUUCUUACGAACGAUGGACACGCUAUUCUCAGAGAAAUUGAGGUGUCGCACCCCGCCGCUAAGAGCAUGAUUGAACUCAGUCGUACACAGGACGAGGAAGUUGGCGACGGAACAACCACUGUUAUUAUUCUCGCUGGCGAAAUGCUUGCCCAGGCCCUCCCUCAGCUCGAACGUAAUAUCCACCCCGUUGUCAUUAUCUCGGCCUUUAAGCGUGCCCUCGCAGACGCACUUGCAAUCGUUGAGGAGGUCGCGCUACCCGUGGAUAUUGAUGAUGACAAAGCGAUGUACACUCUCAUUAAAUCAUCCAUUGGGACUAAGUUCGUUUCGAGAUGGUCUGAUUUAAUGUGCGACCUGGCACUGAGAGCCGUCCGCACUGUAUCCUUCGAUGCCGGUGGUGGAAAGAGAGAAGUCGACAUCAAGCGUUACGCGCGUAUUGAGAAGAUUCCCGGUGGUCAGAUCGAGGACAGCGAGGUUAUCGAUGGUGUGAUGGUCAACAAGGACAUUACCCACCCCAAGAUGCGGAGAAGAAUCGAGAACCCCAGAGUUAUCCUUCUGGAUUGCCCAUUGGAGUACAAGAAGGGAGAGUCGCAGACCAACAUCGAAAUCUCAAAGGAAGACGACUGGAACCGUAUUCUUCAGAUUGAGGAGGAGCAAGUCAAGCACAUGUGCGACGCUGUCCUGGCUUUGAAGCCCGAUAUUGUUAUCACCGAGAAGGGUGUCUCUGAUCUCGCACAGCACUUUUUGAUGAAGGCCGACGUCACAGCACUCCGCCGAGUGAGGAAAACGGACAACAACCGUAUCGCCAGAGCUACGGGUGCAACGAUUGUCAACCGUGUGGACAAUAUCCAGGAAUCUGACGUGGGAACUGGGUGCGGUCUCUUCGAGAUUGAGAAGAUUGGCGACGAAUACUUCACUUUCCUGAGGAAGUGCCAGAACCCCAAGGCUUGCACUAUCCUCCUCCGCGGCCCAUCUAAGGACAUCAUCAACGAGAUUGAACGUAACCUCCAGGACGCCAUGUCCGUUGCGCGUAACGUCAUUUUCCACCCGCGUUUGUGCCCUGGUGGCGGUGCCAUCGAAAUGGCUGUUUCCGUUAAACUAGGCCAGCUGGCCAAGUCCAUUGAAGGCGUCCAGCAAUGGCCGUACAAGGCCGUGGCGGAUGCUAUGGAGGUUAUUCCCCGAACACUAGCACAGAACGCUGGAGCCAGCCCUAUCCGAGUUCUCACCCGUAUGAGGGCCAAGCACGUCGAAGGACACACCACAUGGGGUCUUGAUGGCGACACUGGUGCUUUGGUUGACAUGAAGGAGUACGGCGUUUGGGAGCCGGAAGCCGUCAAGCUUCAGAGCAUCAAGACGGCUGUUGAGUCUGCAUGCCUGCUACUUCGCGUCGACGAUAUCUGCAGUGGUAAGACUGCUCAGCAACCGGGUGCCCCCGCUGGUGGCGAUGAAUAA